GCUCCGCGCAGGCGCGCGCUGCUCGGCUGGGCACGGCUUGGCGCGGGCGUCUUUCCCUCGCUCUGCCUUUGCUCCCGGGCUCCUUGCAGCCGUAGAGGGGGGCCGGGUGCUCGGCUGCACCAUGUUUCUCCACUCCGUCAACCUCUGGAACCUGGCGUUCUACGUCUUCAUGGUGCUCCUGGCCACCCUGGGGCUGUGGGAUGUCUUCUUCGGCUUCGAGGAGAACAAGUGCAGCAUGAGCUACAUGUUCGAGUACCCUGAGUACCAGAAAAUAGAACUUCCAAAGAAAUUGACAAAACGCUAUCCAGCCUAUGAGCUAUAUCUUUAUGGAGAAGGGUCAUACGCUGAAGAGCACAAAAUUCUCCCUUUGACAGGAAUUCCUGUUCUCUUCCUUCCUGGCAAUGCAGGAAGUUACAAGCAAGUUCGUUCCAUUGGCUCGAUUGCACUUAGGAAAGCAGAAGACAUUGACUUCAAGUACCACUUCGACUUCUUCAGCGUGAACUUCAAUGAGGAGCUGGUGGCAUUGUACGGUGGGAGUCUUCAGAAGCAGACCAAGUUUGUUCAUGAAUGCAUUAAAGCCAUUCUCAAGCUCUACAAGGGUCAAGAAUUUGCCCCCACAAGUGUGGCACUGAUUGGUCAUUCUAUGGGUGGCCUUGUCGCCAGAGCAUUGCUUACACUGAAAAACUUCAAACAAGAUCUGAUAAAUCUUCUGGUCACACAAGCCACCCCUCAUGUGGCCCCUGUGAUGCCGUUAGAUCGUUUCAUUACCGAGUUUUAUAUGACUGUAAACAACUAUUGGAUUUUAAAUGCUCGGCAUAUAAAUUUGACUACACUUUCUGUAGCUGGAGGAUUCCGGGAUUACCAAGUUCGUUCAGGACUGACUUUUCUACCAAAAUUAAGCCAUCAUACCAGUGCCUUAUCUGUUGUGAGCUCGGCAGUGCCUAAGACCUGGGUCUCAACAGACCAUCUCUCCAUCGUAUGGUGUAAACAGUUGCAGUUGACUACAAUUCGAGCCUUCUUUGAUCUUAUUGAUGCCGACACCAAACAAAUAACUCAAAAACCUAAGAAGAAGUUGUCUGUGUUGACUCACCAUUUUAUAAGACACCCAGCUAAACAGUUUGAAGAAAACCCAUCAAUACUUUCUGACCUAACAGGGACGUCUAUGUGGGUUCCAGUAAAGGUGUCCAGAUGGUCCUAUGUGGCUUAUAAUGAAUCUGAUAAGAUUUAUUUUACAUUUCCUCUUGCAAAUCAUAGGAAAACCUACACUCACAUCUACUGCCAGAGCACCAUGCUGGAUACAAAUAGUUGGAUUUUUGGCUGCAUAAACAGCACAUCUAUGUGCCGGCAAGGGGUUGAUUUAUCAUGGAAAGCUGAGCUGCUGCCAACAAUUAAGUCUCUGACGUUACGACUCCAGGACUAUCCUUCUCUGUCGCAUGUUGUUGUCUACGUACCGUCUGUCCAUGGAAGUAAGUUUGUCGUAGAUUGUGAGUUCUUUAAAAAAGAAACAAGAUCCUUACAGCUUCCUGUGACUCAUCUUUUUUCCUUUGGAUUGUCUUCACGGAAGGUGAUACUAAAUAUGAGUGGCCUGUACUACAAUGUAGAGCUUCUGAACUUUGGGCAGAUAUACCAAGCGUUUAAAGUCAACGUGGUAAGCAAGUGCUCUGGAGGCAAAGAAGAGAUAACUAGUAUCUACAAACUUCACAUCCCCUGGUCUUACGAAGACUCCCUCACCAUUGCACAGGUUCCAUCUUCCACAGAGAUUUCUCUGAAACUUCAUGUUGCUCAGCCGGAAAAUGACAGCCACGUGGCAUUGUUAAAAAUGUACACGUCGUCAGACUGUCAGUAUGAGGUGACAAUUAAGACUUCCUUUCCACAAAUACUUGGACAGGUGGUUAGAUUUCAUGGUGGGGCUCUUCCUGCCUACGUUGUAUCUAGCAUCCUUCUGGCUUACGGAGGACAGUUAUAUUCUCUCUUCUCAACAGGUUAUUGCUUAGAAUAUGCAGCCAUACUGGAUAAAGAAGCCAAACCGUACAAAGUUGACCCGUUUGUAAUUAUGGUUAAGUUUUUGUUGGGGUACAAAUGGUUUAAGGAAUUAUGGGAUGCAGUGUUGUUGCCGGAAUUAGACGCCAUCGUGCUAACUAGCCAGAGUAUGUGCUUCCCUCUGGUGUCCCUGAUCCUCUUUCUGUUUGGGACCUGCACUGCCUACUGGAGUGGUCUGCUCUCUUCCACGUCUGUGCAGCUUCUCUCCUCACUGUGGCUAGCCCUGAAGAGACCUGCUGAACUUCCUAAGGAUAUCAAGGUGAUGUCACCAGACUUGCCUGUUCUGACAGUUGUCUUUCUCAUAGUGAGCUGGACGACUUGUGGAGCACUUGCCAUACUUCUGUCUUAUCUGUACUAUGUGUUUAAGGUUGUCCAUCUGCAAGCCAGCCUUACGACCUUUAGAAGCAACCAGCCAGUGAAUCCCAAACACUCUAGAAGAAGUGAAAAGAAGUCCAACCACCAUAAAGACUCCUCAGUGCAGGGUCUUCGCCUGUCUGCCAACGAUGCUGAGGACAGUCUGCGCAUGCACGGCACUGUGAUUAACCUGCUCACGUGGGUGGUUCUGCUCAGCAUGCCGUCUCUCAUCUAUUGGUUAAAGAACCUUAGGUAUUAUUUUCACCUUACUCCCGACCCAUGUAAGCCCCUGGCGUUUCUCCUUACCCCAGCUAUAACGAUUCUUGGAAAUACUCACACAGUUUCAGUAAAGUCAAGUAAACUGCUGAAGACCGCCUCGCAGUUCCCACUCCCCCUGGCUGUCGGCGUCAUUGCGUUUGGCUCCUCCCACUUAUACAGGGUCCCUUGCUUUGUCAUCAUCCCUCUUUUACUCCACGCGUUAUGCAACUUUAUGUGAGCCUGGACUUGGAGGAUGACAAAAGUGAUGUACGCCUUUAGGACCAGGGAGGCAGUGAACGCAGCUCCACCCACCGGCACAGUGCGGUCCUUCGGAGAAGACGAGUCUAUUUUUACAGUAUCGGACAUAGGAGAUUAGUUUUGUAAUGCUUGAGGAAAGUAGUCGAAGCAUGGUUUCAUUUCGUGAUGUCGCGUGCGUAUACUUGUCACACCUGAGAAGUUAGUGAAGGGGACUCCUGUCAUACCCACUGGCUUUCCUCAGCCAUGACGGGAAUCUUCCAGAGACUCUGUAGACGGAGCAUUGUUUAUAAUCAUGGGAAACCGCUGCAGGUUUCCUCAGACUUUCUUUUGAAAAGUGGGUUUUGUGUUUGCUGUCAUUUACAUAUUCAGAAUAAGUCCUCAAGGGUUGUUCAAAGUCACGACUGUUUCCCAGAAGUAAAAUAGUCAUGAUGCAAUCUUUGGUCAGUUUUUGGCAGCCACGGUGAACACAGUUUGAUCUGUCUUCUUACAUCUGUGAAAAAGAGCCUCAAAUUAAAGGGAGACUUUUUGGUUAACUACUGCACUUGAGAUUCAAAACAAGGACAUUUUCUUGAGCCUUCAAAUAUGACUCUUACUGUGUAUUCUUGGUGAAUAUUAAAAGCAUGAAAGAAAUUCUACCAAAAGAUCUAUUAUCAAAAGACUGUUCCUGUGGAUCUGCAUUGGCACAAACAGUUUCUCCACCAGAUUAAACCAGGGACCCCGUGGUUGCCAAAAGUGCCUCUGGUAAUGAUAGGUUGUUAAAAUAACUCAAUUCCAGAGGUUGGAACGACAACUCUAGGCUUGCAUCGUUUUGGUUUUUUUUUUUUUUUGUCUCUUGGGAAGGAGGGGGUGUCAACACAAAUACAGGUGUACACUUGAUGUACCAAACGAUACCGCUAAUGGAGGAGCAGCAGGCAGCCAUUACUGCCGCGGCCCUGACCGUGUGAGCACUGCCUCAGGAGACUGCAGACUUCCAUUGCCCACGUAACAGUGGAAUCUUGACUUGCAGAGUUCACUCCGAGGACUCCUGUUUGGCCAGCAAGGGUAAUACUACUCUGUUUCAUCUCCAGUUCUAGUUCAUUCUUAGCUACAGAAAAGUAGAAAGGUCGGGAGCUUGAAGACUAUAGUUGCUCUUUGCCUUUGGUUAGAACAAACUCAAGCUGAGAAAAUCCUGGUUCAUGGAGCCCUUCACUUAGAUGUGUGUUCUGUAAAUGCCUGAAGCCUCCCCAGUGAAGUCCUUACAUGUCCGUGAAUUCACAGCUGCACUUGUGAGCUCGUGUACGUCUUAGUGCCAGGAGUGGUACCCAGGGAACCGGUUUUAUUUUAUCUGCUGUUGCAUCUGGUACCACAGCCUUUCAGCUACUACUGCCAGCCAGAGGGCUCCUCCCACUCCACUCACCCUCAUAACCUGCCUCAUGCCCUCUGGGAGUUCUUCCUUGGAUCUUUCCUGUUUCAGCUUUAGUCAGAGGGUCAUGUUAUUACCACAGAGGUUAGUUCGUUUGUAUGAUUCUGUUGCUGUCUUCUUGAUGGGCAUCAUGCUUGUUAAGUAUUCAUAUUUUUCACUUACUAAGACUUUUAAAGGAAAGCCAUUAUACUAGAUGUGGCGAGCGUUUUAGUCUCUUGCUUCAGAAACGUUUCAAACGGAAUAAACUACACCAUAGUGUUUGUUCAGUAUCUGAGAGUGAGUUCAUCAGCAGCACAGUUUUCCCAUGGCAUACCACUUCCAUGGGACAUAGCUGCUUGAAUGUGGCCAGGCAUACACAGCCUCUAUACACAUGCUACCUUUCAUUCUGUGGAUGAUACGACAGGCUUAUCUCAACUUAAUGGUAACUGAAUACUUUGACUUCCUGAAUUUGAACAUACAUCUACAAAGAACUUUACAGAAAAUUGGUGUUAGACCUUUUUACAGCUGGGAAUUAUUUCUGAGAUCUAAAGUCUCCCUGCUUAGCCAGGACUACUCCUGAGUAAAACGUAGCAAGUUUGAUUUCUUACUCAGGAGUAGGUAUGUUUGUUAUUAAAGCACAUUAAUUCUUACUGAAAUGUUUUUUGUCUGAAAGUACUUAUUCCCAAGCCCUGAAGUCUUGUUUAUGUCAACAAAAUAUUUUAGAUAAUAGUGGUCUGGGUCUUGGGCCAUUUGCCGCCCACACUCACAGAUACACACUCACACAUAAACACACAUGGGCAUACUUUGACAGAAUCUUCAUCAAGUGUUUAGAUACAAAUAGCUAGGUAGACCACCUAAUCAUGAAAAUUGCUAUCCCUUAAGAAAAGGAAAUUCCUUUAUCUCAACGUCACUUGCUUUUAUCUAUCAUGUUUACAUGCAUAUUAUUACCCAUAGUCCCAUUACCAAUUUUACUCGAAUUGGCAGUUAAAUCAGAGAUUAAUACAUCACAUUUUUGAGUUCCACUGUUGUGGUUUUUUCCCUAAGAAACUGAGUUUUUGAGUAAGUGUUGUGCUUAUUAAACAGCUGGAUUCUUGCUAGUGAAUAGAUUGAGUACACAUUAGACAAUUAAGAACACUGAGUGCUCGGUGUUUCUGAAAUGCCCUCAUGGAGUUCUUGCUAUUACAACUUAGACCUGAUAAUUCUUUUAAAGAUUCAUUGUGUGUGUGUGUGUGUGUGUGUGUGUGUGUGUGUGUGUGUGUGUGUGUAUGUGUGUAUGUGUAUAUAUGUAUGUGUGUGCAGGUGCUCACUGUGGCCAGAAGAGGGCAGUAGAUCCCCUAGAGCUGUAGUUAAUUGUGAGUUGCUGGACGUAGACACUAGGAACCAAACUCAAAUUCUCCGGAACAGCAGCACUCUUAACUCAGCCAUCCCUCCAGCUCCUGGACCUGAUAAUUUGAUAGAAAUUGCUAUUGCAGUUCUGUGUGUAUAGACAUAAGCACACCAGGGAUUAAAUCCAGAGCCUGUGUUUCCUAAUUAUAUUCUCUACCACUGAGUUAUACACAGCUAGUCUGGAUUAAUUCCGUGCCAAAAUUAAAUAAAUUCUACUCUUUUCUUGGUUACCACCAUAUUGAAAACUUUUAGAACUGAUUCUAAAGAAACUGUUUAUGCUAAACACUGAUUUUUGAGCUUGCCUAAUAUGUAUUAAUCAUGUGUUGAGUAGUCUUCUAAUCCUUUUUAUACUUUGGUUAUGUAAAUUCAGCUGUCUAUAAAGGGAUAGUUUUUUGGGGGGGGCGGGGGGCGUUUAAGACAAGGUUUCUUUGGUAGCCUUGGCUGUUCUAGAACUAGCUCUGUAGACCAGGCUAGCCUUGAAUUCACAGGGAUCUACCUGCCUCAGCCUCCCAAGUUCUGGGAUUAAAGGUGAGCACCACCACCGCCCAGCAAAGGGCUACCUUUUAUUGAGUGAACUAUAAUAGUGUCUAUGUAAUUAUACAGUGAAGAAAAAGAAGUAACUCCAGGAGGUAGUCCUGCUGAACAUUUGCUAUCUAUUACGUUGUUAUGCAUGUCGACAUGGCGCAUUUUCACAGUGCUCACAAAUUUGUACCAGACAGAUUGUCUUAUUUAUUUUAUUAUCAAGUCUCUAUACUUAAAAAAACAAAACAAACAAAAACCUCUUUAGAGUUUUCACUCACGGUGUGGUGUGUUCAUUUAACCAGGCACUUUCUUAAUGCCUCUUAUGGAAGAUGAUGACGUGCAAUAAAGUGAGGAAGAAUUCAGUUUUCGGUAGUUCUUGAAAGCUGCGGGAGGCAUAUGGGAAACAGGCCUGGAGAGAUGGUUCAGAUGGAAAGGCCUGCUGUACAUGAGGACCCAAGUGCAGACUCCCAGAAUCCACGUGAGAAACUGGCUGAGCGGUGUGUACCUGGAAUCUCAGCUCUGAGUGGUGGAGACAGGUAGAUGUGUGGGGCUUGCUGGCCAGCCAGCCUAGCCAAAUUUGCAAGCUUUGGGUUCAGUGAAAGAUCCUGUCUCAAAAAAUAAGGUGGAGAGUAACUGAGGAAGACUCCCAGCAUUGACCCUUGUCCCCAACACCCCCAACCUCUCGUAUGUGCACCCACACACAGGUGCACAUACACAAACAUGUACACACAUGAAAACGCAAAACACAUUUAAGAGGCAGGGACCCACAAACACCAUGAACUAAACCAGGGCUGCUGGUUCCAGAGUCAUGGGAUAAAUCAGGCGGUCUGUAUUUCUCUCCUCAACAUCAGGUCUGAAUUAAUGCACUGCCUUGUGUUUUUUUGGUUUGAUGCAAAAUUUUAGAAUGUUGCGUUUGAACAUUUAGGAAGUGUUUUUUAAAAAAAUCAUUUAGGAAAAAUCCAAAAGUAUGUCAAAGCUUUGGAUAGCUAGGUUUUUGUUGAUUUUUUUUUUUUUUUUUUUACCUGUGUGGACAAUCUGAUCUGUGAAUUUGUAUAUCAUAGGAAACAGACUUUUUGAAGUUUAUUGAGGGUCACAAUCCAUUGGGGGAGAGUAUGACACUUGUCAAGGGAGCAAUGAGAGUUUCUGUGUUGGCAAUUGUUCCUGACGGGACAGCUUCUGUACCAGAUAAAGUUAAUACAGGACUCACUCUUCCAACUGUAAGAUUGAGAGCUGGAAUUUUUAUUGCAGUCUUUUUGAACAAGAAACAUUUAUAAUUCUGUGAUUAUCUACUUUUUCAACAUGAGGCUUCCGGAUGCAUGAAGAAAUAAGAAAGUCCCAGGGGCCUUCACAUUCCCAGCUUUCCAGAGGAUCAUGGGAAAUGGGAGUCAGCUCAGCAGUUCAAAUAUGUACUAUACAUGCAUAAACUUCAUUUUUAAAACAUUGUGAAUAAGGAAAAACAGAAUUUUACAUGGUAGUAACUUCAUUUUGAGAACAGAAUAAAACUUGGAAAUGGUGGGAAGAGGCAUACCGUUACUCUGUUAACACUAUAAAUGUAACAGGGCAGCUGGGUGGUGAUGUGCUUCAGAGCUGGCAGUCUCUAAGCUGCAGCUUGAUUAAACUGUCUGCGAAUAAUAAUUGUGAUCAAGAGCAGUUUUCUUUAAGUGUUUGGCAUGUUAUGCUACCAAAAACCAUCUGAAAUACUAAGAAACCAGUUAAUUUCCGAUGACGGUAUGUAGAAUUGGUACCUUGAGUCAGAAUCGGCCUGUAAUCAUUCUGUGCAUUGUCAGUUUGAGCGUCAGUGGGAAACUGUAUCUGUUGCUGUUUAAUUAAUCAGUGUAAGUUUGCGUAUCUGAAUUCUAAUCUUAGUCUAGGAAACCUACAGGGAGCCAUUUUGUAAAGUUCAUGUGCUCUUCCAAAUGUCCUUUUGUAGUGUUUGUAAGGUAGUGAUAUUACCAUCACAAGAGUUUAUAGAGAUUACGUAGCACUACUAACUACUGCAGAGCCUAAUGUGGCUGUUGGGUUUUGUAUGUCAUGUGCAUUUGUUCUGUUUCCUGUUGGACUUUUUCCAUCCCCCCCCCUUUUUUUUUUUUUUUUUUUUUUUAGGAAAAUAAAGAUCCAUUUGAAUUCUUUUCAGCAUAAUCUACAUUGGAAACUGGAAGUAUUCCUGUGGUUAGCAAAACGUGCUUUGCCACCAAAGCUAAAUGAAACUGUAAAAUACCUCCGGAUAUUUGUGCCAAGGAACUUUUCGUAGUAUAUUGGGGUUAAAGUAAAAGUAAUCUCUUCAGUAUUUUUCAUCUAGACUUAACAAUAAAUGUGUACAUCGUGAAAACAUAUUCCAUACUCUAUUUUUCUUUGAAAAUGUUCAAAGCUUUUGAAGAGUGUGUUCUAUUCUGUCUGGUUUCCUGACAUUGUUGAGUAAAAAUGUAGUCCCCUCAGUAGAAGUCUUUUAGCAGCUAGCUGAAGUCAUCUGGCUUUUGUGAUGUAAAAAAUGAAUUUUGUACAGUCCAUUUCUGGUGUAGGUGUCUCCUUUAUAUACCUGAAAGCGUGCCCUGUGGGGUUCCUGUUGUUUGUGUUUCUGUUCCGUCCCAAGUGUUUAUCCGCUAGAACCUAACACAGUACAGUGAAGCAAACCUUUUAACAUGCACACCUUCAUAGUACCAAAUACUAUGAAAUACAGUUGUUAGUGAGACGUACUAGCACUGAUACGGCCUUAGAGAGAACUAGAAACGGAGCGGACACAGAAGCCGCUGUGGGUUUACAUGAACUCUCUUCUGCCUCAGAGGAACGUCAUGGAGAUAGAGCUCCGCGUUUUGCUUUAGUUUUUCUUACUGUUUUUUACUGCUGCUUGGCCCUGUACAGUAAUGUUGGUACGUUUUCAUAAGUUAGCCUCGUAAAUGAAGAGGUGGUCCGGAAAGCCAGGUAGUGGAGUUAUUUGGUCUUCAUCGAGUAAUGGUUAUCUAACUAACCCUUGGGGACUGUGGACUGAUGAGCAGGAAGGUGGCUUGUGAGGGCUGGCUUCAGGAUGCAGUGUUCCCUGGACCGAGUUGGUCCUCUGUGUGCAAUGGCCUAAGUAGGAGAUGCCUGCCCUUAACAUAAAGCAGGCUCUGUGCAUGGAGAAAGAGGCGUUGAUCAGAGUACUCAUGCAAAUAACCCCUCCCCCUCCCCGAUGUGUGGCUGGGAGAGAAACCUUCAUUUUUAUUGUGUAUAAAUUAGGAAGUUGUGUUACAUACUUGUAUUUUUUUAAAAAAUAGGAACUGAUGUGUAUCACUUUGAAGUGAUACUGUGGUUUCUUAAACUUAGGACUAGCUGUAAGUGUAGCAAUGUGCCCAAGAUAAAACAGACCAAAACUGAAUUUAUAUCAUCACUGUGACCUUGAACUUAUUUGGGAUAAAGCAGACCGUGCCUUAAAAUGACCAAGCAAUGCCCUGCAGUUUUGUAACUGUGUAUUUUACUCUGGGUGGCCUUCUCAAAUUCACCUGAAAUUCUUUCCUUUCAAGUUGUUGAAGGAAAAGUUUUAAGUACAAAUUGACCCACACUUCCUAUAGCACUCACACAGCUGCUGUUCUUGAGGCCUCCCUGAAGUUCCCGAGCUUUCUGUUGUUUGAUUUAUUUUUAAAUUGAUUUAGUCUUAAUAUAUCUGGGAAAUUAGGUUUCGCUAAAGUUUCUGAGGGAAAAUAUUUUAAGGGAUAGUCAUGGCACUUCUGUUUCUAAACUUACUGAAUAUAUAAAAAUUAAUCAUCGAAAUGUAUUUUUGUCUUAUUGGUAAUAAUCUUAUCAAAGAUGUGAGUUCCUUCUAAGACUUGUGCUCAGUGUUGUGGCAGGUUGAGGCUUGUAUUUAUAUUCUCAAAUAAGGGUUGUUAAUCUGGUAGUGACUUUCCAGUGGCUAAACUCAGAUCAAUCUAGUUUUUUUUUUUUUAACCAUUACUAUUUCCCUUUCCUUUUUCUGCCUAAUAAUUUUUAAUAGUAUCAAGGAGAAAGUAGCUCCUCUUUUUAAUUUAAUGUAAAGUCUUCUUGCAUGAUUACUGUGCUUAUUUAAAAUAAUGAGUAUGAUUUUCAUUGAAGUCCAAAUUGCUCAACUUAUAGUAUAAUCACGUUCUUUCCCGAAGAUGCUCACAUUCCUGGGUGCUCCGUUUGUUGUUUAUUUUUACAUGUUACUUUUGGGCAUAAACUCAGCGUAUUUCUUUUGUCCUAUUUCCCCUCCCCUACUCCUGUUAAAACGUUUUAUUUAAGUAAGAGUCUCUUAAACACAUGUAGAAGUGACAAUACUUCCUUAAAGCCCGGUAAGUUUGACAACGAAGUUGUUUAGGCACGGGUGUAUAAUCAGGUGGCUCCCCGCUGGCGUCCGCUUUUACCAUACAGCUAAACGUUUCGAGCACAAACUACUCAUGGCCGCCGUGGGAGACUCAGUAAAGUUACCAUUUAUUCGCACCCCCCGUUUUGUCCUCAGCCAUAAAGUCUAGUGUAUAGUAACAAUUCUUAGUGCAAGGAGCCUGCCCCAAAGUGUGUACUGAAAACAGUGAUCAUAGCGCAGAUCUUCCCGUCUGAACAUGCAUGCUGUCCUCCAGUGCAUCGUGCGGUGUGUAGUGCACUAAUACAUGUGCGUGAAAUUUUCUGUGUAUUUUUGGUAUGGUAUAACUAACGCUGUUACAUUGAACUGGUUGUGAUUUGGGGGAAAGUGCUUCUUAUCGUACCUUGUAGAGUGUUGUAAAUGUUUUUACCUGUGUUUCCACAUUAUGCUGUAGUUUUAUUAGGUGAGUAUUUGCCUUCCGUCUCCGCUCAGGUAUUAACGUGUGGCAAUUUUGGGUGCUUUGUUUUAGUUUGUCAUAAUCUGGUGUUCUGAAUGUCCAAAAAUAAAUUUGGCGAAUAAGCUCA
Molecule: messenger RNA, 11071 nt
Organism: Peromyscus californicus insignis
Lineage: Eukaryota; Metazoa; Chordata; Mammalia; Rodentia; Cricetidae
Gene: Pgap1
Product: post-GPI attachment to proteins inositol deacylase 1
Exons: 27
Coding region: 122-2890 (922 amino acids)
Biological process (GO): GPI anchor metabolic process; endoplasmic reticulum to Golgi vesicle-mediated transport
Cellular component (GO): endoplasmic reticulum
Molecular function (GO): phosphatidylinositol deacylase activity
Source: RefSeq, a predicted model, not a curated record